Molecule: messenger RNA, 1024 nt
Organism: Astrephomene gubernaculifera
Lineage: Eukaryota; Viridiplantae; Chlorophyta; Chlorophyceae; Chlamydomonadales; Astrephomenaceae
Source: the annotation of a GenBank genome assembly
CAUUACCAAGGUGCCAGAUACAUUUCUAGUAUAGCGAGAGGUCUAGGGCUAUCAUAGUUACUGCCACAGCCUCCUUAGCAAGAUGCGUAGCGUUCAGAUCACACGAGGGGUCCUAGCUCUCCUGCUAGCAAGCACGCUCUUGCUGGCCCCUAUUCGUGCUGCUGAUAGUGUUGUAGACGAUGAUGAGUACGCGGACGUGCAGCGGGCUCAGCUAGUGGUACGCAAGUUCGUCAAGGAGGAGCUGGUGGUGCAGGGGAAGAACGUAACGGUGGAGCUUGACAUCUUCAACUCUGGUCUAAGCACUGCCGAUGCGGUCAAGCUCGAGGACGCACUCCCUGCCGAAGCCACGCUUGUCGACGGUGCUUUGGAAGUGAACUUUGGCAAGGUCACUGUCGGCAGCCACGUCAAGCACAGCUAUGUUAUCGUGUUCAACACCGGCAGCGUGCAAGUCACGCUGCCUUUGGCUCGCGUCUCCUACAUUGCGGAGACCGAUAGCACCGAGCGCACUCUGGGUGGCUCUUCGACCAUGGCCCUGUACGUGAUGACUCCGGUGCAGCAGCUGCAGCGGUACGCCCUCCAAGCGGGUGCUUGGGCCAGCCUCGGGUUUGCUCGCACCCCCUCCGACUGGCGCAACCUGGCCAUCGUGAUCGGCACUGUGGGCACCGCUCUGGGCGCCAACUGGAUGGUGAAGAAGGUCAACGCCUCGCGCGUCAACCGGAAACGCGCUGCCGCUCUGCGUGAGCUGGAGAAGUAAUGGAGAGCUGCUGUGCGAGCUGUGGCGGACUUGGGUUGAGCUCUGAACCUGUCGCCAGCCCUUACUGUGUUUGCCAAAGCCGUAAGGCUCUGAAGGACGACUGGAUGGGCAUGUGUGAAGGCGUGUGCAUGCAUACCUGGUGGUCUUGGCUUGAUGUGAUGUGGGCCGCCCUUUGCUGCGUGUGCGGGUGUCUCUUCCAGGGGCAGCUGGAUGAGCCCUUGACGGCGCCCCUGUUGCCCGCAAUAGCGGCUGCGAGGAGGGAGUGACAGA